Messenger RNA from Serendipita indica DSM 11827, 4203 nucleotides. NCBI's taxonomy places the organism in Eukaryota, Fungi, Basidiomycota, Agaricomycetes, Sebacinales, Serendipitaceae. The record is from the annotation of a GenBank genome assembly.
AUGCCUCCACCACCAUCCGCUGGCCCGCCCUCGGCCACGUCUCUCCCGCUCUCCAAUGUUUUCCAGCGCCAGAUUGAUGCCACCGAGAGCGUCUGGCUCGCAAUCGGCCGCGCCGGCGAGACGAUGGGCGAUCUCGAACGUGCACAAAAGGCAUAUGAACGCGCUUUGGCUAUUAACCCAACUUCGUGGCGAGCGCUCACGUCUGCCGCCCACAUUUGCCGUUGUCGAGAGGAUUAUCCACGUGCCGUCGAGUAUUUCAAUCGCGCAAUUCAGAUUGAUGACAAGAAUGGUGACAUCUGGAGCUCGCUCGGCCAUUGCUUCCUUAUGCAAGACGAACUCCAGUCUGCCUAUCAGGCCUAUCAAAACGCCCUCUUCCAUCUCCCGCAUCCAAAGGAAGACGCAAAGUUGUGGUAUGGCAUCGGCAUCCUCUACGACCGCUAUGGCUCCCUCCAGCAUGCCGAAGAAGCCUUUUCUAGCGUCCUUCAUAUGGAUCCCAAUUUCGAAAAGGCGGAUGAGAUUUAUUUCCGGCUCGGCAUCAUUUACAAGCAACUUCAACGCUACCAAGAGUCUCUCAAAUGUUUUGACCAAAUCUUGCGAAAUCCGCCGCAUCCGCUCAGCCAGAUGGACAUUUGGUUCCAGAUUGGACACGUCUAUGAGCAGCAAAAGGACUACGACAAUGCACGGGAUGCUUGGGAACGCGUACUCCAAGACGCCCCCCAUCACGCAAAGGUCCUUCAGCAACUCGGAUGGCUUUUCCAUCAGCAGGCAGCACCGUUUGUCAAUCAGGAAAUGGCAGUCACAUUCUUGACAAAGAGCUUGGAAGCCGGUCAGUCAUUGUUCUUGGGUAUCUCUCCCGAUUGGAUCCCUGGUUUCUUUGGCGGUCUAUUGGCACAGCCACGGGACGGAUCGACCCUCGUUGACAUAUGGCCCAUCUUGCUGACUAUUCAACUUUUUGUAGACUCUUCGGAUGCUCAGAGUUGGUAUCUCCUCGGUCGCGCUUACAUGACCUCGCAAAAGUACAACAAGGCGUACGAAGCCUAUCAGCAGGCCGUCUAUCGUGAUGGUCGCAAUCCGACAUUUUGGAUCUCCAUCGGUGUCCUCUAUUUCCAGAUCAACCAGUUCAAGGACGCCCUCGAUGCAUACUCGCGAGCGAUCAGACUGAACCCGUACAUCCCCGAAGUUUGGUUCAACCUGGGUUCACUUUACGAAAGCUGCAACCAACAGACAAAGGACGCCAUGGACGCGUACAUGCGUGCCAAGGAGCUCGAGCCUGGAAACAUGGCCGUCAAGGAGCGCAUCGAUCUCUUGACCAAACAUUCACAGGAUCCGUCUCUCCAACUCGGCCCCGCUCCUCCGCCGCGAGACGUUCAUCCGACUGCGUGGUCCAAUUACCAGGGUCAACCUGCAGAUGCACCACCUCCGAUGCGCAUGCAUCCCAAUGCCGCUCAAGGUCCCGGUAGCGCGUCUGGACCGGCCUCGGCCAACCGACAUUCGCCAUCUGCUCCACACUCGUCGUCGAGACAUGGUUUUAGCAACGCUGGUGCGCCUCUCCCUAAUGGUGCCUAUCAACCUGGAGCAGGUGGACGAUCGAGACAUGCCAGCCCGUCACGUUAUCCAGGUGAUCCAAGCCAAGAGCUCCCGACGCCCACGUACCCGCGACCGGGUGAAGGAUAUCGAGGAAGUGGACGAAACCUUCCCCCGGCAUCGUCCAUGGGCCAAGAUGUCGAAAUGGUUGAUGCCAGAGCGGGGGACCGGUCGUCUAGAGGCGGCGAGUAUACUUCUCGUCCGUCUUCGGCCAUGGGACGCCACCAUCACGGACACCAUCAUCAACAGCAACACUCUCAAAACUAUCACAACCUACCGCCUCCUACUCACCACAAUGGCCCACCGCCCUCGCUUCCACCGACAAGCCAGCGCGAUGGACCCCCGAUUUUGCAUCAUCCACAGCCCAAGGAUGCGGCGAGGGCUGGAUCUCGUAAGUCGGAUGGCUUUUCGCGACCAGCAUACCAACCUGGACAACAGCAGCAGCAGCCCUCGUCUCAAGCCCUUCCGGCCCCUCCACAUCAAGGCCAACGUCAGCAUAGUACCACGCGCCAAAGGUCACCGGCAUCUUCCGGUGGAUUACAACAAGGACAACAACAGCAGAUGAUGCAUGGCGGCUUGCCACAUGCGCAACGGUCCAUCUCACCCUCACCACACCGUUCACGCGUGCGUGCGGGCUCGCCAGGUCUAAACAGCGGUCACCCACCGCCCUCUUCUUCUGCUGCUGGUGGACCUUAUGGCUCGGCAUCUUAUGGAUCGGUUGGCCCUGGGGGAGGUAAUGGUGGUCCAGGUGGUCCUCCGACCACGACAGCGGCUAUCGGAUCCGCUUCGUCUGCUGCUGGAGCUCGAUAUGCGGCUAGUGCGAACAUGGGCGUCCCCGACCGUGGUAGAUCUCCAGGACCACCGAGUCAUCAUCAUUCGCAUCACUCCGGUCAUCAUCACGCACCCUCUUCUGCAAGUGGGGGUCACUAUGGGACACCGGCUUAUCCUCCCACUAGUGCAGGUGCUCCAGGGCACGGACACGAGCCAGACUGGGAUAGACGUUAUGGCGCCGGUGGACCUGGUGGACAGGGAAGGGAAAGGGAGUAUGUGGACAGGGGACGAAGCAAUUCGAUCCCUGUCAAACAAGAAUCAGGCGAAUCCAAUGUGCGUCUGCCCCCGACCCCUCAUGUAGGUGGGAGUGGUCAUCAACAACCGCAUCAAGGAAGACACGAUCGACACCCAUCUGAUGACUAUGACAUGCGUGGACAGUCACAUCCUGGAUCGUAUUCUGGCAAUCACGGGUAUGACCACGACCGCCGUCGCGGACCGACGCCUCCUUCGCAGCGACGAUACGAUCCUGUCAACGAGGACCGUGGCCCACCGCCUCCUAGACAAUCGUCGCCCUUUCAUCCAACGGCCAUGAACCCGCGAGACCAGCAGCAACAAGCUGGAGGGUAUUAUGACGAACGAGGAGGCGGCGGUUCCUAUGCGGAGGACCGCUCGCGACGACGAUCGGGUCGCGUGGACAAGGACGACGAGUCAGCGAGUGGAGCUGAACGUGGUGGGUCGAGGAAGCGAGGAACUGGACGCGGCAAGCGAGAUAACAAGGAUGCGCCUCCUGGAAAUGGACCAUAUGGGACAACACCCCAACCAAGCAAUGUAUUCUCUGCCCCACCACACCCGCGAUCACCGUCGUAUCCGCAGCAAGGUGGAGAUGGUCAAUACGAGACACGCGGUCGAACACAUGCGUCUACGGGAUCGUAUGGUGGUAACAACCAGCGAUUUCCGCCAGAAAAUGGGACGCGUGGUCCACCUGUUCCACCGCUCGUGCCGAACAAGCUCUCUUCUGGACCGUUACGCGAGGUUGACGAGGAUUACGACAGCGUUGGUGCAGCCGACGCGUUGAUUAAUCUCGCUGGUGCCGCUCGCGGUGGCCAACCUGUCAAUAGCGUUACGAGCACGCCGGCUGGGUCGUAUGCAGUUGGCCCGCCUGGAUCGACUGUUAGUGCGUCUGGAGGGAGCAAUCGUUCACCGCAUAGCAUGAGUCCGCCCAUCGUCCGACCGGCCUCGCAAACUGCGUCUCGAAAGCGGAGAAGGAGUGGAAGUGCAUCGUCCUUGGAGAAUAACAAUCCGUCCUCGACGCCGUUUGGUGGACGGGCAGCGUCGGUCGCGACCAUUGGCAAUGGAAACUAUAGCGGACCUGCUUCGUCGGGAAACGCAGAGCCAGAUAAGAAGAAGCAGCGUCUAGAGACUGGUUCGCCUGCUUCGGUGCAGAUGACGCUUCCCCCGAUUGGUAUUCGUGAGCGGACGAACAGUCUGUCGACAACCAAUGGACGUGGUAGCGGGAGACCGUCGCUGCCUCGUAUUCAGACUCGCGAGCAGGAAGAGGAAGGUGAAGUUGAUGACCGUGAUCGGAUGCAGCAAGAUCCGACACCGCCAGCAAAAGCAAACGGGCCCAACACGAACACGGCUGACUCUCCUCCUCAAUCCUCUGCUUCUCACGAGACUAUGCGCAACCGCUCGGCAUCACCGACGACUCCUACGAUGCCCAGAAUGGCCAAGUCGAGUCCACCACGGGAUAAAUCGGUAGACACUGAACGACAUCGGUCCAUGUCCAUCUCGCACUCUCGUUCUGCCUCGCUCAAUGUCAAUGGCAAAGCAACGAGCCCUGUUUCUUGA